AUGGCCAGGCUUUCCGGACUACAAAGAGAGGUGCUUAAGCUUUACAGGGCAUGCAUGCGAUCAGUUAAAACAAAACCACUUGAUACCCAGGACCAUUGGCGUUCCUAUGUGCGGGCCGAGUUUGACAAGUACCGGUCUCUUCCGAAAAAAUCAUUUAGUGUGAUUGAGCAUCUUCUCCGCGUGGGCGCCCGGAGGCACGAGAUGUACCUGAAUCCCAAUAUCAAAGAUAUUCAUUAG
Messenger RNA from Clavispora lusitaniae ATCC 42720, 237 nucleotides. The record is from RefSeq and is a predicted model, not a curated record. NCBI's taxonomy places the organism in Eukaryota, Fungi, Ascomycota, Pichiomycetes, Serinales, Metschnikowiaceae.